AUGCGUAAGUUAUUCUCUUUCAUCUCAGCGGCGGCAGCAGCAGCAGUGCUCGCGCUGCUGUGUAUGGUGGCCGCCAUGGGCGGCGUCAACGCAGCGCCGUCCAUGCUGGUGGACUCCAACCUGGAGCGGUGGAGCUCCCUGAACUCGACCUAUAUUGGAACAACCUGCUCGAUCUAUCUCUGUGGUGACGCUGGCAAUGACCAGCAGAAGUGCUUCGACUACCAGUGCUGCUGGCAGACUCAGGUGAACUGGGGAUUCAACUACAAUGGAGACGGUGUUUGCGUCUCGUACGAGCCGACCUCCAUCUGUAAUAUUUCCGCAGCCGACCGUGUCGCGAUCGGCUAUCCGCAGAUCACUCCGGCAGAGUGUCUGCAGCAGGGUGGCUGCUGGAAUCCCCUUCCACCGACGGAGGUCGGGCCCUGGUGCUAUGCUCCAGUGGGCUACUCGCCUCCACCGCAGCAGCAACUUCCCAAUGUGAGCUGUAAUGUUGGCGACUACAAGGUUCCAUGCUACUCCGGCUGGAAUAACAUGAACCAGCUGGAUUGCGAGGCACAGGGCUGCUGCUGGGAGCAGAACCCGAACCUGACAUAUGAGGAUUCUAUCCCGAGCAGUCAGUCUCUGCAGAAGCAGCAGAAGGUGAAUUUCUUCGGCAACAGCUACGGCUUCUGCUAUCAACCGCUCAUGACCUGCAACGUCACCUAUCGGGAGCGCCAGAACUGCGGUUUCCCAGGCAUUUCUGAGCAACAGUGCUUGGAGCGUAACUGCUGCUUCGAUCCCAUAUUGCUGCCUCCGUACCUCCAGCAAAAGUAUCAGACUCAGGAUAUUCCAUGGUGCUACUACAAGAAUCCGGUGGUCAACUUUCCCAGCGGAUGGAACGCAACUGCUGUCUUUGGGCCGUUCAACUACAACAAGAGUUAUUACAAGAAGUACUACCCGAAGCAGCAGGUGCAGCCGUUCAACCCUUACAGCCAGAACUCUGGCCAGCAGCAGCCGGUUCAAACUGAGCUGGAGCCGUCUUCAGGAAGCAGCAGCAGCAGCAGCAGCAGCAGCGGUGGCAUCGUCGUUACCGGCAGCAGCGGCAGCAGCGGCAGCAGCGGCAGCAGCGGUGGCAUCGUCGUUACCGGCAGCAGCGGCAGCUCAUACGGAUCUUCCUCGAGUGGAUCGACGACCUCUACAGAUGGAACGACGGUAGUGGGUCCAGUCGCCUCUCCGAUGGCGAGCUCUGGCCCCUCCACCGUGGUGGUGGGCAGCGGCACCGGCUCCAGACUGGUGAUGCAAGAAGCUGCUGCGAUGAUGCAUUAG
Messenger RNA from Cyanidioschyzon merolae strain 10D, 1302 nucleotides. Its product is annotated as similar to trefoil factor. The record is from RefSeq and is a predicted model, not a curated record. The coding region runs from base 1 to 1302 and encodes 433 amino acids. The transcript has a single exon. NCBI's taxonomy places the organism in Eukaryota, Rhodophyta, Bangiophyceae, Cyanidiales, Cyanidiaceae.